UGCAUUUUUACUCUUUCUCUUGUUAAUCUGGUCAGGGUUCAGUCUGGUGCUCUGGAGAGAGAUUGGUCAGGUUGAUGUUGGUGGGGGUCGGCAUUAGAAGUGCGCCCCAGCUAUGAAGUCAGCGAGGGGUUAGACUCCGCUAAUCCGCGUUAACAGAUUAAUUAUCUUUGGGUAAUAUCGUGUCACUGCGGUGUUGUGAAGUCACUCGGGUGUUAGGCUAUGAAGGGCUACAGUGCAACGAUAAAGAGUCCCUUAGGGGUGUCUCCUCAAUCUUAAUCCCCCUUUCUCUCUCUCCCUCUCUCUCUCUCUCUCCCUCUCUCCAUCUAUCUCACUCUCUCCCACUCUCACUCACUCGCGCUCACUCAGAGAUCCUCUCCCAUCCAUCAACACAAGCACCUCUCUACUGUCAUCAGACGACCAGACACUUAUCGGCCAUUUAAUAUUUAAAUAACUACCAGAAUUGCCGUCUUCAUUUUUGUGCUUUUUGUCAUACUUUUGGCAUGUCUCCAAGCCAUUUUUUCAGGAUGAUGUUUUCUCAAGAGCAUCAGGCGGUGAUGGCUGGCAGUAUACCUCUCUGAGUGGUUAAAUAUUUCACGGACGCCGGCAAAGAGAAGAGACAGAAGGAGAGAGAAACCUCCCAACACAACCGACAGAGGGUGGAGGAGGGGACUGGUGGCAGCAGAAAAUGGCUACCAUGACUACGGUACCCAGCUAUAACCCUUCGCUGUGGGUGAGAAUGUGUCACGCCCUGCCCCGGCUGGACUUCUCCAUGCAGAUGAGGGACAACGUCUUUGUCCCUGUCAGCUGGGAGUACCAGCAGACUUUGCUGGUUUUGUCCAGUUUAUCAGCCAUCGCUCUUGUUAUCUCCCUAUUGGUGGUUCUCUCCUUCCUCAUACACUACUGCUGCUGUCACCGUGGUGACCGGAACGAAGGAUCAGAAGAAGAGGAGGAGGAUGAGGAUGGCAGCACGGGUCACGGUUACAGUGGGAAGAAGGGGCGGGGAAUCUGCUGUGUCACGUGGGUGGCGGUGGCGGCUGUCACGCUCUGCUGUGUUGCCAUAGGCAUCGGUUUCUAUGGGAACAGUGAAGCUAAUGAUGGGAUGUAUCAGUUGACCUCGUCUCUUCUCACAGCCAAUUAUACGCUAGCUUCCAUCGAUCUGCUGAUUUCAGACACAAUUACUGGACUUCAGCUGUCUAUCUCUGGACCACUGGCCUCGAUGGAGGAGUUAUUUACUGGCAGCAAACCCUUCCUGGUUUCGACGCGGAACUGCCGGAGGUUAUCUGAGAACGUCAUCAACCUCCUCUCCUCCAUCUCCCUGGCUCGGUCCAGCAUUGACACUGGGCUGGGGAAUGACAGCGGUAUCAGCGGGGCGUCCAUCACGCCUCUGACCCCGGUACCGCCCUCUGUGGCGCCUACAGUGGUGCCUAACAGCGGCUUAAUGGCCAGCCCCUUCUCACCUGGCUGGGCGGCCAACACACUGAUGGUUAAUGAGGACUACAGGUGGCUGUCUUAUGUGUUGCUGCUGCUCCUUGACCUCAUAGUUUGUCUGUUCAUCCUGCUGGGACUCGCCAAACAAGCCCGUUGGCUGCUCAUCCUGAUGACAGUGCUGGCUUGGCUGGCCCUCUUCCUAAGCUGGGGCUCCCUGGGUUUGGAGACAGCCACUGUGGUGGCUCUCAGUGACUUCUGCUCAGAUCCAAACGCGUUUGUCCUUAACUCCACCCACUUCAACAGUGGGACCAGCUCAGACGUGUUGGAUUAUUACCUGACCUGCAACAGGCGCAUGAACAGUCCAUUCCAGCAGCUGCUGACCCAGUCACAGAGGGCACUCUCAAACAUUCACACACAUCUCUCCAGUCUGGACAGAAAUGCUCUCACACAGUUCCCCAAAGCUGAGAAAUCACUCAGGGAUGUUCAACAGAUACUCAACUCAACAGAGGGCAACUUUCAUCAGCUGGUGGCACUACUGAACUGCCGGGGUCUGAAUAAGGACUACAUUGACUCACUGAAAGGCCUGUGCUAUGAUGGGAUGGAGGGAUUGCUCUACCUCUCCCUUUACUCUUUUCUCUCUGCUCUGGCCUUCACUGCCAUCCUCUGCUCUCUACCUGGUGCCUGGAGGAGCUUCCCCAGUGAAUCAGAGGAGUACGAAGACUCAGACAGCGAGAGUGAGGAUCCCUUCACUUCCCAUCAGGCACGUAGACAGACGUCCUCGGGGUCUCAGCGAGGGGCCAUGGCCCCCUUCUAUAAUUACCCAGGGGCAGGGUGGACACCCCCCUUUUCUAGCGCGCCGCCCCUCCCGACUCCAAACGUUUCCUCCAAUGGCAACCCUGGCUAUGAGAGCCUACCCUUGACUGACAGGCAGUCCCCACCCCCCUCUCGCAGUACUCUCCCAGCAUGCUGACUGGUUACGGGGGAAGUCAAUCACACCCCAACCCCGCCCAUUCGAGGAACCUGUAUUCACGUUGAUUAUUAUUAUUUUUUGUUAGGAAAUGUAUAGAAAAAAAAUGUUUAGUUUUCUUAUGAAUGGACACUUUAAUGAAAUGAAAAAGAAACUAAUCUAAAUAAAAUGAAUGCUAGGUGUCAAAGUGCGUAACGUCAGUACCACUGAGUAUUAUCAUUAUUACUAGUAUUAUUAUUAUUAAAAGCAAAAGAUACAACCGACAGUGAUUCUGCUGCUUGGUUAUGCUUUAAACCAAGUGUGCUUGGCCUAAAUUCCUCCCUCCCUUUUGUCCAAACUGUGUAAACUGUGGUGAGCCAAGUCAGAAUGGUAUUGACGUUACUACGUUGUAGUUUUAUAUUCUUAAAUGUAUCUGUACCACCACUUUAUUUUCGAGUUUUUAUAUAAAUAUUGUUGUAGAAAAGCACUGGCACGUAGCAACAAGACACAUUUUUUUCUGUGAAUGGUUAUGCAGUUCCUUCACUUGGUAUGAUUUUUUUUUUUAAAUUACUUUUUAUAGGUGGCGAUUCUGUAUUUUCCUCGUAUUACCUUAUGGUACUCUGUAUAUCUCUCACUGUCUGUAAUAUCUGAAUAAUCAUGAAUCUUUGCUCUUUAAAAAAACAAAAAACAAACAAACAAAAAAAACUUGAGGGCUGCCGUGACUCUGUUUUAAUGACGGAACGGAGAACCGCCACUCAAUCGCUGAGGGUGGAGAACUAGAAAUCCCAUGCCAUGACAGCAGGUACAUAGCAAUAUGAUUCUUGCUACUGGUGCUGCAGUAGCCCUACCAUAACUAGCAAUAAUAACUAUGUAUAGCGUUGGAUUUCUGAGAUCUCUCCAAGAAGUUUUUGUGUAUAUAUGGUACCGGUGUGAGAUUUCAUCGAAUCCCUCCCUCUCUGACCCCGUUAACCCUUGAAUUGAGUUUGUAUGGUUAUCAAUGCUCCUUUUGAAUGGCAUCCUUUUACACUCGAGAGUCUAAUAUAAAUAAAAAUAACUUCAAUAACCCGA
Molecule: messenger RNA, 3442 nt
Organism: Haplochromis burtoni (Burton's mouthbrooder)
Lineage: Eukaryota; Metazoa; Chordata; Actinopteri; Cichliformes; Cichlidae
Gene: ttyh1
Product: tweety family member 1
Exons: 15
Coding region: 686-2398 (570 amino acids)
Cellular component (GO): plasma membrane; smooth endoplasmic reticulum membrane
Molecular function (GO): intracellularly calcium-gated chloride channel activity; volume-sensitive chloride channel activity
Source: RefSeq, a predicted model, not a curated record